Culex quinquefasciatus (southern house mosquito) is the source of this 645-nucleotide messenger RNA. RefSeq lists its product as uncharacterized. The transcript is spliced from 3 exons. NCBI's taxonomy places the organism in Eukaryota, Metazoa, Arthropoda, Insecta, Diptera, Culicidae. Bases 185 to 529 code for a protein of 114 amino acids. The record is from RefSeq and is a predicted model, not a curated record.
ACAACGCCUCGUGGAAAAAGUCGUGCUGGGGGAGAGUGAGUUCGGCUCUCAGCGGGAAACUGGUCUUUAAGCCAUCACCAUUUGCCAUUAGUUUCGUAAGUCGCCAAGUCGGCAGUGCAGUUGAUCGUCGUCGUGCUCGAAAUUCGGAGCAGUUUGAGUUACAAUUUCGAGAAAUUCGUGAAAAAUGUCACGAGGCAGUGUUGUGAUUGUGCUGGCGGCACUGCUUGCCGUCAUCCAAGCAACCCCGAUGAUCUACAAAAAGAUCGACGGCCAAAAGUAUGAACCAGACUGGGUAGCGGUGUCAUCAACCGUCAUUCCGCUGACCGAGUACCGCGUGAGUGUGGGCGGUGGAUCGUCCAAGUCGUUGACGGCCGGAGUACCGAACGAUGAGUACCGGCGGGCCUACCUGCUGCAUAAGAAGCUGGUCGCGUCGUCCGUCGGCAAGGAUGGUGGCGGCGCGGAAACGGCGGCACGUGUUCAGCAGGAUCCCGACACGUUGAUAACGGCGAACAAGAAGAAGGGGAACUGAAGUGGACGGUGCAGAUUUCAAGCGAUCAAAAGGAGUUAUUUAUGAAUAGAUUACGGGUGUUUGAUUUGAUAACAAUGUUAUUUUGACUUUAAGUCAAAAUUAAUCUAUCAGUUUAA